Messenger RNA from Athalia rosae (coleseed sawfly), 7177 nucleotides. It is a transcript of the gene Hel89B, whose product is annotated as TATA-binding protein-associated factor 172. The coding region runs from base 199 to 5949 and encodes 1916 amino acids. Gene Ontology annotation, molecular function: ATP binding; ATP hydrolysis activity; ATP-dependent chromatin remodeler activity. The transcript has 15 exons. The record is from RefSeq and is a predicted model, not a curated record. NCBI's taxonomy places the organism in Eukaryota, Metazoa, Arthropoda, Insecta, Hymenoptera, Athaliidae.
GUCAGUAUAAAUUUGAUGCUUGUAAGAUGCGCUCCUCUCCAAAAAAUUUAUUUCUCUUCGAGGGUUUCGCAUUAAUUUUUCUAAUUAAUGCUAUUUCUACUCUUGCUAUCCUGUGGGAUAUGGCUAUGAAGGUUAGCUGAGGCAAAAUAGAAUCUCAGAGAAUCUCCAACUGACCCCUGCCAACUCCAGUAGACUAUCAUGACGUCACGGCUGGACAGACUAUUCGUGCUACUAGAGACAGGGUCCAGUGCAAUAACACGAAGAGCAGCAGCACAGCAGCUUGGCGAGGCACAACGUCUGCAUCCUCAUGAACUGCAUCAUCUCUUAGCCAGAGUAUCUACGCUAUUGAAAUCGCUUCAAUGGGACACAAGAGUAGCUGCUGCUCACGCUGUCCAGGCGAUUUUAGCCCAAGUUCCACAGUGGGAUCCACAACCUCUCAAACUUGAAGCACCACAGAGUCAACAACAAUGGGAUGGUCACAAGGAAGUACAACUUCGUCAAUCUAUCAAACCUCACAGGCUGAGUUUGCAGGACUUUGAUAUGGCAAGAGUCUUGGCACGUAGUUCGCAUCUAACUGGUUCCGAAGGUAGCGAGUAUGAUCUGGUUGUAGUGGAAAGUAGUGACCCCCCCAACACGCAUCAAACAGAGAAGAUAAUGGCAGCUAAACUCGGAUUUCAUCCACAACUCAUGGGAAUUGAUACAAAUGAAUUGUUCACAACCGAAGACCUGGCACCCUCCAUGCAGGCACCAUGUUCAGCGCAGACAAAAACUCCCAUCGAUGAAACCAUGUGUCAAUCUGGUGGCUUGAGCCGCCGAGAAAUGAACCGUGCCCGGCGUAAGGCACGUCAGUCGAUUUCAAAGCAACGUUCGAGAGAGCCAGACGAUUCCCAGGAUCACCAGAGUUCGGUAACGGGCGGGAGUGGAGAACCGUCCGUAAAAAAACUAAAGCAAGAUGAAAGUGCAGUUUCAGAAACAACCUGGAAUACUGAAGAGAACGGCUGUUUGGGCGUUCCGGAUGGAACUGGAUGCUGGCCAGAUACCGCAAUUGAAUGGCCACUCGAAUCAUUUGCCGAAAAUCUUUGCCAAGAUCUUUUCAGCCAGAAGUGGGAAGUUCGUCAUGGCGCUGCAACUGCAUUACGCGAACUUGUACGCCUGCAUGGAAAAGGUGCAGGUAAAGCCCGCGAUCAAACGAAAGAAGAGAUGGAUGAAAACCACCGCCAGUGGGUGGAAGACGCCGCUCUGCGACUGCUGUGUGUUUUGGGCUUAGAUAGAUUUGGGGAUUUCGUUUCUGACCAAGUCGUGGCCCCUGUGCGAGAGACCUGUGCCCAAGCGCUCGGUUCUCUUCUAUUGCUGAUGCCGUGCACUGAUAUUUCGAAAAACAAUGGAAAUUGUGAGAAGCCAAUAAAAUUAGAGAACAAAAUAGAAGAAGGCAAUGAAAUCCAGGAGGGUGGAGCCCUUGGAGUGUUGGCAGUUGUACUAAAGCUACUGCAACACAACGAGUGGGAGGCUAGGCACGGUGCUUUGUUGGCACUAAAAUACCUACUCGCGGUACGGGAAGACCUCCUCGACGAAUUACUGCCAAGAGCCUUCCCCGCAGCUAUGCGAGGACUUGCAGAUCCUGUAGACGAUGUUGGUGCAGCUGCUGCUAGUGCCUUGAUUCCAGUCGCUGGAAUUCUGCCGAAACUUCUCACGCCUGCUCAGCUUGAAGCGGUUGUAUUGCGACUCUGGGAACUCUUGCGUGAACAGGAUGACCUCGCUGCCGCUUGCAACAGCUUCAUGGGACUGUUGGCUGCUAUCUUGUCGUUACCCACUGCCCGUGCUCACCUCACGCCGCAGCCACUAUCUCAGGUUUUACCUAGGCUGUGGCCAUUUUUGGGUCAUUCAAGUUCGAGUGUUCGGAAAGCGACGCUGCAGACGUUGCUCACAUUAACCGGUGACGAAAGUCAUUCCAAGGAUGACCAGGGCCGAUGGGGAGACACAGGUAGCAAUGUUUUACAAGAAGCUUUGCGUCAAGUUUUCCAACGAGCGUUAGUUGAACACGUCGCAGGGAUACAAGAAGUAGCGGAAAAAGUUUGGCAGAAUCUCGUCGAACGGAGUGACCUUGAAUUGCUCUUACACGCAGCAUGUCCCUUGGUGAGCACCUGGCUUUGUCUCGCGAUGCAACCUGAACAUGUUCCGUUCAGUCCAUCUCUACUAGUCACAACUACUACCACUCAGCAUAACUCAAGAUCGACAAAAAGUUACAGCGCAAACGGUAGCGACGCUCAAUCAGACUCUAGUAACGGGGGGAGUAAGCCAACGUCGGAACUCAAGGUAUACAUCGGAGGGGUAGAAACAGUGGCACCAGGAACUCGUCGUGCAAAUGUGGUACGAGCACGAUGUAUGGCUGCAAGAAUGCUGGGUUUACUGUCAUGCUACGUGGUACGUCCUGCGCCUGGAGUAAAUUAUACCGCAGAUAUACCGAGUCCCGCGCUUUGCUACGCCAAAGUUCUCUUGGUUCACCUGGCCUCACGAUCAGCCCUUCAACGCACCGUUGCUGGACUCACAAUGGCCCACUGGGCAACGCUCGAACAUCCAAAUCCACCAUCGAUACCUGAUAUCCUGAGGGAGAAGUUGUUGGGCUGCCUAAACGAGUGCGUCUACUAUGAUGAGAUCGCUGUAACCUUUACUCGGCUACUGCAAGAGACGCGUGACUACGUCGCUACUCUCAAACACUAUAAGUUACCACUCACCGAAGGAACAGGUCUAGACAUAGCAGGAGUUAGCGCAGGAGUAAUGACUCUUGAGCAGAUUACAGUGCUUACCGGAAGAACGAUUUCAAGUCUUGCGAACAUCGGAGGCACAACCGGUGGUAGCAAUGCCGUUGUUAAACUUAAACCCAAAGUACUGGAGAGCCUUGAGGAACGAAGACGCGCCAUAGAAGCUGGUGCCACUGCAACUGCCAUGCAACAACAUGCGCUCAAUGUAACGUCCAUGGCAGCCCUCGCGGGAGCAGCGACUAUGCUCCGAUGUCUUCCUGGUCCAGACUCUCCGUUGAAUCCACUCGUGAAACCGCUCAUGGAGUCUGUGAAACGUGAAGAAAAUAAUCAGCUUCAAAGCCUUGCCGCACUGCAUUUGGCGCACCUGGUCGAUCUCUGUGUUGAAAGGCAGCCGUCCCCAAAUCACAAGAUCGCAACGAAUCUCUGCACAUUUUUGUGCUCGGAUGCAGAGUUCACACCAAAAGUAGCUGGCGAUGCUCAACCUUUCGAGGGGAUCUUAACAUUAACGAACAGACAGCGUCACGCUGAAAGAGUGGCUUACAAUCGUGGUGGUUUUGGGGGAAACGGAGGUCGUGGCCCUGGAAGACCACCGACGACUGAAAUACCAUUGGAAGAGUUACUGGCAUGUGAGGAGCCAGAAGCGAUAGCCGCAAGAACUCGUCGUCGUGGAGCAACUUUGGCACUCUCCUCAAUUACAAAACUCCUUGGCGCGCAACUUCCCCAACGUCUUCCAAGACUUUGGGACCUCAUGCUGCCCCCACUUUUGAAAAAUUUCACUUCCGAUCAUUAUUUAAUUUCACAGAAUAAGCAAGACGAGGCCACCACACUUGUAUCUAGUCUCCAAGUUCUCGAAACUGUUAUACCGAGUCUCGACCCUUCCCUUCUGCUACCUGUCAUCGAAUGCCUUCCCCAACUCUGCUAUUUCUUAGCACAUCCUUACAAAGCCGUUAGACAUAUGGCUGCUCGCUGUAUCGCCAUUUUAGCUACUCUGCGAACGGAAGAGGUUAUGAAGCAUGUAGUGCAUUCUGUAAUCCCGUUGUUGGAACCUAGUGGUGGCAAAGGAACUUCGAGCGAAAAUAAAGCUCAUAUAAUAAUACCAGCAGAGGUCGAUGCAAAACGUCAAGGGGCAGCAGAGGCCCUUGCCUGUCUGGUUGAAAGUUUGAGUGUGGGAGUUGUACCGUAUGCAGUUCUUCUGGUUGUACCAUUACUUGGUAGAAUGAGCGACCAAAAUCAAGGAGUGCGUCUCACAUGCAGCGCAACUUUUGCCACACUCGUUCAACUUAUGCCUCUGGAUCCUGGGGCUAUCGGUGAUCCACCUCUACUCGGAGAGGAGAAAGCGCAGGAAAGACAUUUUCUCGACCAGCUAUUAAAUCCACGUAGCAUACCUGACACGAAAUUGCCAGUCCCGGUGUCUGCGGAACUUCGUGCUUAUCAGCACCAGGGGCUGAACUGGCUUGCGUUUUUGAAUCGCUACCGUCUUCACGGGGUUCUUUGCGACGACAUGGGUCUUGGAAAGACGUUGCAAACUCUGUGCAUGUUGGCUACGGAUCAUUACCACCAUCCGCACACAUCUCCGAGCCUCGUUGUUUGUCCGCCAACCCUUACGGGCCAUUGGGUUUACGAAGCUGAUAAGUUCUUUAAAUAUAACGACCUCUCCGCCCUUCAAUACGCCGGGCCUCCCCCCGAAAGAGAAAGACUUCGACCCCGCGUCACGAAAUAUCGGCUGGUGGUCGCUAGCUACGACAUCGUGCGAAAAGACAUAGAGUUCUUCGAAGCUAUCCAGUGGAACUACUGUGUGCUCGAUGAAGGUCAUGUUAUAAAAAAUGGAAAAACAAAAAGUGCAAAAGCUGCUAAACGACUGCGAGCUCACCACCGAUUGAUACUCUCGGGUACACCUGUACAAAAUGACGUUCUCGAGCUAUGGUCUCUUUUUGAUUUUCUAAUGCCCGGAUUCCUUGGAAGUGAAAAACAAUUCGCAGCUCGCUACUCAAGACCCAUAUUAGCAAGUAGAGAGCCUAAAGCUGGCGCUAAAGAUCAAGAAGCGGGUGCAUUGGCAAUGGAAGCGCUUCACCGUCAGGUGUUGCCUUUCCUCUUGCGACGCAACAAAGAAGACGUCUUACAGGAUUUGCCGCCAAAAAUUACCCAGGAUUAUUACUGCGAGCUAUCACCUCUUCAGCGUACUUUGUACGAAGACUUCCGCACCCGCCAUUCCGCUUCUCUGGGUGGUUCUGUGCCGACCAACAACACUUCCAAUACACACGUGUUCCAGGCGCUUCGUUAUCUUCGAAAUGUUUGCAAUCACCCGAAACUCGUGUUGACACCUCGUCAUCCACAAUAUCAGACCGUAUGCGCAUCUCUCAAACAGCAACAGAGUUCGUUGACGGAUAUCGAACACGGAGCAAAACUUCCAGCUUUGAAGCAAUUGCUGCUGGAUUGUGGAAUUGGUCAGCAGCAGCAACAUUCGACUUCCACGAUCGCAACGGACAGUCAGCAACAGCAGUUAGUGAGCCAGCAUCGAGCUCUGAUCUUCUGUCAGUUGAAGGCUAUGCUAGACAUUGUAGAGAAAGAUUUACUGCGAGUUCACCUACCCACAGUUACAUAUCUACGUCUGGACGGCAGUGUUCCAGCGUCGCAACGACAUUCUGUUGUUGCUCGUUUCAACGCUGACCCUUCGAUCGAUGUUUUACUAUUGACCACCCAAGUCGGAGGCUUGGGAUUGAAUCUGACCGGAGCAGAUACGGUUAUUUUUGUCGAACAUGACUGGAAUCCUAUGAAAGAUUUACAGGCAAUGGAUCGAGCCCAUCGUAUCGGCCAGAAAAAAGUUGUCAACGUAUAUCGACUCAUAACAAGGGCAACUUUGGAGGAAAAAAUUAUGGGGCUACAAAAGUUCAAACUACUCACUGCCAAUACGGUCAUAUCGACGGAAAAUGCAUCCAUAGAAACCAUGGGCACCGAUCAGCUACUGGAUCUCUUCUCACUCGACAACAAUAAAGAUCGCAAGGCGGACAGUCAAGGCAGCUCUAGUAGCGGUGACGGGAGCGGAUCUGCAUUUUCCGGCAUUGCUGGUGUCAGCCGAUCUGUAUUAAAUAGCCUUCCGGAACUCUGGGAGCAACAGCAGUACGACGACGAGUAUGAUCUUGAUUCAUUUUUAUCAACCCUACGUGGCGAGAAUCAACCAUCUGCUGUCUAACUUCAGUGUUCUUUGUCAGAAAUUCUUGCAAACGUCGAAGUUAUAUAAUUCUUGCGUUCGGUGUAAUAAAAUAGUGCGUGACGGGACAGUAAAACUAAUGGGUUGACAAAAGUCGAGUAUCAGUGUUCGAAAAAAUUGGCCACAUGGACCUUAUGGCAAAGAGGACGUGUGGAUUUACCGUCUAUUGGACCGAAUUCGAUUAAGGCCCACAGUGUUCUAAUGUUUAUUUCUCACGUCGUUAAAGAGGGAUAAUACGAUGAACAAAAACUACUAGUGUAGUUCGUAUGUGUUUACAGUGUGAUUAUUACAAGUUUGAAAAUGCAAUAAUAGUGCCGAUUAGAGUUGCGACCACACUCAACAUCACUCACCGCUGCAGAGUGCUGAUAAGUUGCUGGUUUUGAGGCUGUACAGUUGACGAUUGAUGAAAAAAACUUUUUGAGCGAAUGAUAAAAAAGGACAAAAGUGUGUUUACAAAGAAUCUAUGGAGGUGAGGAAGCCUCUCUGAUUAACAACUGUAAAAAAUUUGGCAAACAAGAUGCAACGUGCUUGCGUGAGUAAUUUGGACACUGAAUCAAGAACAUGUGUAUUAGUUCAAUCUGAGACUACCACUCCCAGACUCUACUAAAAGUAAGUUGGAAAAAUAAAAAAACGGUUUUCUGUCCUUGUGCAACAUCUCAGCAUUCCAUAAAUUCUCUGGCUGUUCGACAUAAAGCUUUACAGAUAUAGGAUUACGAAAUUUCAAGUUAUUUCUGCCACUUACACGAGACAAUCGAUUUUGGUGAAAAAAAAUUUCUCAAAUUUCUGAAACCAACCAUAUGCAAAUUAUAACGAGAUGCAAACACGUACAUUUUCCGUUUUCUUUGAAUUUACCCUUUUUUUUUUAUAUACAUAGAAAUAUUUACCAAUUAAGUGACGAUUAGUAUCAGGUAAAAGCAUGGAUGUUCUGAGUUUAUGAUUGUUUAAUUUUUUGGAAUAAUGAUUUUGAUAACUCGAUUGUAGAACACAUGGAUAUUCUUAUAUUGUUGGGUAUAAUCGUUUAGAGGAGACUUGUAAUCAGAGCUAAAUUUCCAACAAUGGCUCAAAUAACUCUACAUUAUAAUCUAAGCGAUUCUCGUAGACGAAGUAAUAGUUGGAAAAGAAAUCACAGACAGUCAAGAUUUCCCCCUUAUUUAUAAUAAUAACUUAUAAAAAACAGCGUUACAAUUACAAUUCUGUAUUUGUACUAUAA